Molecule: messenger RNA, 1687 nt
Organism: Populus trichocarpa (black cottonwood)
Lineage: Eukaryota; Viridiplantae; Streptophyta; Magnoliopsida; Malpighiales; Salicaceae
Exons: 3
Coding region: 308-1453 (381 amino acids)
Source: RefSeq, a predicted model, not a curated record
GCAACAAAAUAAAUAAUAAAAAAAAAAGUAAGAGAGAGAGAGAAACUAAUAUGUGUUUUUAUUAAUUAAUAAAGCCUUUACUUUUUAUUUUUUUCCUUGUUCUUGGUUUUUGUAGUGGUAUAUAGCAAGUAGUAUUGGGGUCUUUGCACUAUCUUUAUUAAUUCUCUCUCUCUCUCUCCAUAUUUGUAAAAUUCUGACCUUCCCUUGAAAAUUCACUUCUUGGUUGUGGGUUAGUCUGGUUUCUUUGUCUGAUCAAAUCUUCUUAAGGCAAGGAGACAGAUAGCAAAAUCUUAUCUUGCACCUAGCUAUGAGGAUCAGGAAAAGACAGGUUCCCUUACCUCUAUCUUCUCUUUCUCCUGUACCUCUCUCAGAUCCCCAGUUUAGCCAGUCUCCUGUGGUGCAACUUCAACUACACAACAACCCACUUCAAAAUCUCCCUCAAGAACCUCAUACACUUGCUUGCUUUGAUUCCCACACACCUAAUCAACCAAAUCAACCGAUCGGAGGUGGAAGUAGUGGCCUAGAUUGCUCGGAUGCGGCUGUAGCACAACAAGAAAAGAAGAUUUUGUUGGAGAAAGAUGAGAGGGGGAGAGAAGGAGAGAGGAGUAAUGAUACCAGGAAGGGAAGUUUAAUGGGUGCAGAAAUUGAAACUAUGAAUCUUACACCAUCAAGUUCUUCCCGUCAAGGUAAAAAUCCUCCCAUUUCCGAAACGCAUGGAAGUUAUAUUUUGCUAUUUAUUUUGUUGUUGUUGUUGUUGUGUGAUUGCAAUAUAGGAGUUGGGAUGUGGGGUGAGGGAGAGAAAGCAUUUCCGUUAAAGAAGAGAAGAGGAAGCUUCGAAAGGCGAUCAGAUGAUGAUGAAAUAAUGAUAGUGAAAGAUAAGAAAAUGAAGAUAAAGAUGAACAAGAUAUGUGUGCAGCAAAAAGGCAAUAACAAAGAAGAAGAUGAUGAUGAUGAAGAAGAAGAAGAAGAAGAAGAAAGUAAGGAUAUCAUCAAAGAGGGUGCUGAUGGUACUACCAAUAACACUAGUGCAAGAAAGAAAGCUAGAGGUGGUGCACUUAUGGAAGGAUCGAGAUGCAGUCGCGUAAAUGGGAGAGGAUGGAGAUGUUGCCAACAAACUCUUGUGGGAUACUCACUUUGUGAGCAUCACUUGGGAAAAGGAAGGCUGAGAAGCAUGAGUAGCGUUCGAAGCCGAUCCAUGGCUCGCACUGCACCAAAGAAGGCCGAGUCCAAGCCAUUAUCAAGCUCCUCAUUGUCAUUAGAGGAAAAGGAAACAAAACGCGUAUCAUCUGAUCAUAUUAAACUUGAUGGUGAUCCAAAUGAAGAUGGAGAUCACAAGAAACCUUUAAUGAUUGCAAAGAAGAAGGUGAAGCUUGGUAUGGUCAAAGCUCGAUCAAUUAGCAGUUUGUUGGGUCAACCAAAUUAUGGCAUUGCAGUAUCAGAGGAUAGCAAGUAGAGGAUACAUAAAGAAGGCAGAAUCUGCAUCAAUUCAUGUUCUUGAAAUGAAAGUUGAGAGAUGAGUUUAUGUUGAGUGCAGUUUUUGGUUCCUUCUCUUCUCUGUUUGAGUCUCUCAAUGAAGAAGAAUUAAAGGAUGUUUGAUGAAGUACUGUUUAUCUUGUACCAUUUUCAUUUUAAUGUUUAUGCUGUAAGCACGAUAUUUAUAAAAAUAAACAAGUGAUUAACCAAAAAA